AUGCAAUUCACUAAACGAUUAUCGAAUGUAUCACAUUCUAGAUCAUCAUCAGCAUCAUCAUUAGCACAUAACGCUAGUGGUUCACCAACUUCAAAUAGUUCGAAACAGUCACUGAACUUAAAUAAGCAUUCUUCCAAAAAAACUAAAGAGAAAAUAGUAUUAUCUAUCACUGAACAACCAAUUUUGUCCCAUUCACAAUCGAGCUCGAUGAGCUCUUCAAAUGGAAAUAUAAAUACUUACUUGAGCAACGGAGGGACCAUAUAUGAAGAAUUAGAUAACGAGGUUAAUAAUACUUUGAGAAAAUCAAUAAAUUCAAAUGUACUUAAGCCAACAACAUCUGGUCAGUAUUUGCAUAUUUCUCCAAUGGAGAGAGAAAAUUCAAACUCAUCAAAUAAUAUUAUACUUCCAUGGGAUACUACUGAUCCGAACAAGUGGACUACUGAACGUAUAGUAUUAUGGUUAAAAUUUUAUGAAUUUCCUGAUCUUUGGAUAAGAUUUUUUGAAAAGCAUCAAAUAAAUGGGAAUAAUUUUAUUAGACUUUUAGCUAAAGAGAAUUUUGCAUUGUAUGAAAAAUAUUUACCUGAAUCGAAGGCUGGUUCAUACAAUAGAUUUCAACAUUUGCUAAAAGAAACAAUGUCAAAAAAUGUCACAUAUAAUUAUGGAAGGAACAAGAACUCAGAUAAAAUGAAACCAACUAGAUCAUCUAGUGAAGCUAACAAUAUUCCGACCAAAUUAGCAGACCCAACGACAACACGAUCAACUUCAGAUUCUAUUGUAAAUACUACCAAGGUGCCGACUGGAUCUUCGAAAUUUAAAGAAGCUAACGUUUCUAUUAAUAAACAUAAAAAGACAAAGAGUACAAGUUCAAUAUACCGAAGGAGUUUUAUUUCUCUUCGAAGUGCUGCCAAUUUUAGUCAACCACCAACAAAAUCACAUAAUGAUAUCAAUUUGAAAAUACCAAUACAAGAUGUCACUAAUCAAAAUCCUAAAUUAUUGAGUUCAAAAUCAGCAACAACUCCCCCAAUGUCACCGAAUAUAUUUAGGAGACACCAAAAGAGUAAUUCAUCUGAUUCGUCAUUAUUUAAUUUUUUAUUUGGUACGACAGCCGGUACUACACCCAAUACAUCCACUGCAAAAUUACAACCUCAUUUUAAAGGGACUAAUGAACCAACUGUAUCCAAUAAGAGUACUAAAUCAGUGAUAGCAUCGAGCGACUCAAAUAAUGCUACACUAACUUCUCAAAAAUUUGAUAAAAAUAGCCAAUCAAAAUCACAAGAGUAUAAUUCGAUUAUACAUCCAACGAAGUCGGCUGAUGCAACACUUACGCGACCAUCAAAGAUUACUUUACCUCAAACAAAUCUCUCUUUUGAAAAUGUUACUGAUACCACAGCAGAUAGAAUAGAGAUAAACUUUAAUGUAGAGAAGAAAGAUGAAGAUAAAACUGAAAACGUAAAGGAGAGUAAGAGUUCAGAUUUCAAAGAUUCUUCAAAGAAUAAUGGAAUUUUAUUGAUAGAUGAUAAAUAUAAACCUGUGCCAAUUGAGUCUAAUAUCGGUUCUCCUUAUAUUUUAAUUACCAAGGAUAAUAGUUUCUUUUAUCCUAUACCUUGGAAUCCGGAGAAAUCACUAGAAAAAUUCAAAGAACAUAUUUUACAUGUUUUGAGUUUAAAAGGCAAACCAGUUACGAUCCAUUUGACUGACUAUGAAAAUGAUCCCGGUCAUUCACUUCCGGAUACACUUGUAACCAAAUUACUUGCAGAACUACCGAAGAAUGAUACAUUGAAGUUCCUAAUAAAAGAUCGUUCGAAACCCCACUUACGUUCAAGAGCUGCUACAGUUUCUAGUGAACCAAACGUUUCACUUAGAUCAGUGAAAAGCAGAGGAUCUGUUCGUUCUAUUAACAGCACUAACAUUAACUCCAUUGAUCAAUUUACCAUCACUUCAUCAGAUACAAAUUCUUACGACGAUCGUGUAUCUUCAAGUGCAAAAAGAUACCCUCAGACACCAAGUCAUUAUUACGACUAUACUAAUAGUGAAGAAACAAAUUAUUGGAAUGUUAAAGAUAAUCAUGAUGACGCAUCAUCAUUGAAAUUAAAAUCCAAACAAUCUUUAUCAAACUUGCAUGCAGAAAAGAGUAUCUCCUAUUUUUCAACUCCUGAUAGUAGAACGUCUGACUUUGUAAGUAAAGAAGAUUUAACUGAAACUGACAGCAGAAAGUUAUCACAAUCGGAACUGGCUCCAAAGAGAGAUGCACCAAAAGCACCGGGAAGCAUCUCACCUCAACAAAGAUUAUCAUUAUCUAAGAAAUCCUCUCUAAAAUUAAAAAGGGCUGCAACCAAACUUACAUAUUCUGGUAGUGUAAAUAGUCCACCAAAAUUGCAACAUGGCUCACCAGAAUAUAAAGCACAACCAAUAGAAGCUACUGUCUCAUCCUACACACCUGCAUCUACUCAUGUGCUAGUACCACAGCCUUAUAAAGGAGCAUCUGACUUCAGCAGAAAAUCAAAAGCUGAUGAUGAAAUCCCAACUGCAUCUAUCCUAAAACAAAUAACGGCGAACAGAAAAAACUCGAUGUCAUCUGUUUUAACCAAAAGACCAUCAAUUGGUUCCCGUGCUAAUUCUAAGAGAAUAAUAUCAUCCUCAUCUGCAGCUGAUGUAUUUGAAGAGAAUAUAAUUAAUUUUUCUGAUGCCCCCAACCUAUCAGAAUCUGAUACUGAUGAUUCUUUAGAUGAAAUAAUUUGGACGAAAAAGAAAGAUCACGAUGACAAUAAUGAUGGGCGUUCAAAUGAUACCGAUGACAAUUCAGAUUCAUCAGAUGAUAUAAUCUGGUCAAAUGCUAAUAGUUCUAAAAACUCUAUCAACAAAUACCAUGAUGCUACAAAUAUUUUAGAAGAUGAAGGCGAUAUUCAUGCUUCUAGGAUUAAGGACGGUAAUAAUCAUUUGGAACAGAACUCAUUACAAAAAGGAAACGAUGGACUUUCUAGAAAGAUGACUCUAAGACCAUCUCCUGAAGAAGUUUAUAAGAAUCUUGAAAAGUUUUUCCCAGAGGCAAACCUUGACAAACCAGUUCUUGAAGGCCCAACUCCACCAUCAUCACCUAAUAUAGGAAAUCAAUCGUUCCCAAAUAGAGGUCAUACAGCAAACACUGAUCUAUCUUCAACAGCUGGAUCAUCUGAUACAAAAGCAGAUGUAAUGAAUAAAUCAUUUUUUUCAUCAAAACCUUUAAAAAGAACUAAAACAAUAAGAACUAUUGCACACGAAGCCAGUAAGGCAAGAAAAAAUUCUAGAAAAAUUACUAGACAAAAUACUAAGAUGUGGGGUACAAAGAUAUUUGAAGUUACGGACACUCAGGGCUUACCUAUUAAUAAAUCUAAAAAUUCCAGAGGUGAAUACAAUGAAUUUGCUUGGAUGAAGGGUGAAAUGAUAGGCAAAGGUUCAUUUGGUGCUGUUUUUCUUUCUCUUAAUAUAACCACAGGAGAAAUGAUGGCUGUAAAACAAAUUGAAGUUCCAAGCUAUGGCUCUCAAAGUGAAACUAUGUUAAAUACCGUGGAAGCAAUGAAAUCAGAAGUUUCCACUUUGAAAGAUUUAGACCACUUGAAUAUUGUUCAAUAUCUAGGGUUUGAAAUGAAACACAAUAUUUACAGCUUAUUUCUGGAAUACGUUGCUGGUGGUUCAGUAGGUUCUUUAAUCAGGAUGUAUGGGCGAUUCGACGAUAAACUAAUUCGUCAUUUAACAAACCAAGUUCUUGAAGGCUUGUCUUAUUUGCAUUCUCAAGGUAUCUUACACAGGGAUAUGAAAGCAGAUAAUCUGUUAUUAGAUCAAGACGGUAUAUGUAAAAUCAGUGAUUUUGGGAUUUCAAAAAAAUCUGAAGAUAUUUAUUCAAACUCAGAAAUGACGAUGAGAGGAACUGUUUUUUGGAUGGCUCCCGAAAUGGUAGAUACGAAACAAGGUUAUAAUGCAAAGGUUGAUAUCUGGUCUUUAGGUUGUGUGGUUUUAGAAAUGUUCGCCGGUAAAAGACCUUGGUCAAACUUUGAAGUUGUUACAGCAAUGUACAAGAUCGGCCAGUCUAAGAGCGCACCACCUAUUCCAGAGGAUACGAAAGAUUUAAUUUCACCAACUGCCAAAAAUUUCCUGAAUCAAUGUUUUCAUAUUGACCCAAAAGAAAGGCCAACAGCAGGACAGCUUCUGGAGCAUCCAUUUUGUUAUAAUGAUGAUUCAUUCAUAUUUAAUAAGACUAAAUUAGCCGAAUUUAUCAAAUCUAACGAUAAAAUAAAUUCAACGAAGUUAAGGAUUACAUCUCAAGAGUAA
Tetrapisispora phaffii CBS 4417 is the source of this 4305-nucleotide messenger RNA. It is a transcript of the gene BCK1, whose product is annotated as mitogen-activated protein kinase kinase kinase BCK1. Gene Ontology annotation, biological process: protein phosphorylation. The record is from RefSeq and is a predicted model, not a curated record. Bases 1 to 4305 code for a protein of 1434 amino acids. Lineage: Eukaryota; Fungi; Ascomycota; Saccharomycetes; Saccharomycetales; Saccharomycetaceae. The transcript has a single exon. Gene Ontology annotation, molecular function: ATP binding; protein kinase activity.